Messenger RNA from Pollicipes pollicipes, 776 nucleotides. RefSeq names its product histone-lysine N-methyltransferase SETD1A. Lineage: Eukaryota; Metazoa; Arthropoda; Thecostraca; Pollicipedomorpha; Pollicipedidae. The record is from RefSeq and is a predicted model, not a curated record.
CGCCGCAGGCGCUGCCCGAGCUGCCCCGCGAGCGGCGCCAGCUCGUGUCGGAGCGGACGGAGCGCGCACGCUGGCUGGAUAUGCGACCAGGUCCGGCGGCGAGAUGACGUCCAUACCAGACCUGACCGGCCGCCCCGCCUUCAAGCUGGACAUGAUCUGCCAGAAGCUUCAGCAGGACACCGGCGCCGAGAGCUCGGAGCUGGGCAUCGCCAGCUCAGGAGAGCCAGCCGGCAACGGCCACGGCGGCUCGGAACCGGACGAGGAGCCGCCGCCGGCCGAGGACGAGGAGGCCGACGAGGACGAGGAGGAGGACGAGCGCACCGAGAGUCGCCCCGGCGAGAGCGACAGCGACACGCUCGACUGGCGCGACGGCGGCGACGAUGCCAGCUGCCCUUGGUCGGCGUCCGUCGGCCCGCCUGCCGGCCGGCCGCCAGCCGCUGACUCGGCGCGUCGCAACAAGCGCAAGAACUUCGAGCCGCGCGCCAUCGUGUACCAGUACGCGGCGCCGAGCGGCGGCGCUCCGCGCGACUCAGCCGACUCGGCCGGCAGCGAGUCGGACGAGCAGGCGCUCGAUCUGACCGACGCGCGGCCGGCGGCGGAGGCGGCGGCGCCCAUGGAUCUGACGGUGCGCACGCCUACCCAGAUCAACAGCGCCCUGCCGCGUCGACCGGCCGCCGUCGACCCCUCAGAGAUGAAGCGCUACGCUGAAAACACCAUGCGCGAGCUGCUCGGCAUCUACGGCUUUCCCGAGUCGAGUGAGACGCACCCUGGCCCAG